GCGUGGGGGCGCUGCUCACCGACUCACUUCCUCCUUGCGGCGGCGGAGUUUCCCUUCACCCCGCCCGCUCCGUGUUUACAUCCGCAGCCGUUUCCGUCCCGUCGCCGCUGCGGCCCCUCCGGCCCCGCGCCCCGGCCCGGCCGUCCGCCCUCUGCCCGCAGAGUCAAUGCGGCGCCGCCACCCCGCGGCCUGCCCUGGCCAUGGACACCAACGAUCUAUUCACCAGCUGCAAGAAGGGGGACGUGAGCCGCGUGCGAUACCUUCUUGAGCAGCGAGAUGUGGAAAUUAAUGUCCGUGAUAAGUGGGACAGUACACCUCUGUAUUAUGCUUGCCUCUGUGGACACGAGGACCUUGUACGCUAUCUUCUAGCCAACGGCGCAAAAUGUGAAGCAAACACAUUUGAUGGGGAACGUUGUUUGUAUGGGGCGUUGAGUGAUGCCAUCCGACGUCUGCUGAAGGAGUACAAGCAGAUCACAGCAAAGUGCAUGAAAAGAGACUACUAUGAUGUCUUCCUGCAGCGGUUGCUGGAGCAGGGUUAUCAAAGUGACAUCGUUUUCAUUGUUCAUGGCAAAUCCUUCUGUGCCCACCGCUGCAUUCUCAGUGCUCGCAGUGCCUACUUUUCAGAAAUGUUUGAGACCAAGUGGAAGGGAAAGAGCAUGAUAGCGCUGAAGCACCCACUGAUUAAUCCCACAGCCUUUGGCUCUCUGCUGCAAUAUCUAUACACAGGUCGUCUUGAUAUUGACGUAGAAUAUGUAAAUGAUUGCAAGAGAUUAGCCAAACAGUGCCGGCUGCAGGACCUCAUAGAUGACUUGGAGACCAAAUGUAAAAAAGUCUAUGAAUUUGUCUCUUCCAAGCCAGGGACCUGUGUGAAAGUGCUGACGAUUGAGCCCACAGGUAACUGCCGGCUGCAGGAAGAUCUGGCUCUUCUAGCAGACUGCGCCCUGCCAGCAGAACUGCGGGUUGGCUUUGGGGAGUUGCCGUUUGACAGCACCGACAACUUCAAUAGUUGUCCUGAUGUGUGCUUCCGGGUGGCAGAUUACAACUUCUUAUGCCAUAAGGCGUUUUUCUGUGGUCGCAGUGAUUAUUUCAAAGCCCUUCUUGAAGACCAUUUUUGUGAGAGUGAGGAGCUGCAGACACAGCCCAGCAUCCCUGUGGUGACUCUCCACAACAUCUCAGAAGACAUCUUCAUCCGGGUCCUCUACUAUAUCUACAGUGAUGACACAGAGCUGUCCCCGGAAAAUGCCUACGAUGUGCUGUGUGUGGCAGACAUGUACCUGUUGCCUGGGCUCAAGCGCCUGUGUGGAAGGACCUUGGCACAGAUCCUUGAUGAAGACAACGUUGUCAGCAUCUGGAGGAUUGCAAAGCUGUUCCAGCUGACCCGGCUAGAAGACCAGUGCACAGAGUACAUGGCAAAGAUCAUCGAGAAGCUGGUGGAAUUGGAGGAGUUUGCAACUGCUGUGAAGGAGAACGCGGAGGCUGUGGAGGAACGGCAGGAGACCGACUCCAUUCCCCUGGUCGACGACAUCCGCUUCCACAUCACUAGCAAUGUGCAGACUUACAGUGCCAUCGAGGAAGCCAACCAGAAACUUGAAGCUCUGGAAAGCCUCCUGGCCAGUAUAGGGCUUGAGUGCUGAUGUGUGCAAACCCUGCCUGUCAUAUACAGCCUGCGCAGCCCCCCGGUGGGUUGGCUCAGAGUGCAAGAACAUCUGAGUCUCUGAAUGUUUCUUUUUCCCCCUACCUUGUCCUCCUUUCCAUUCACUUUCAGGCAUGAUUUCUUUUUAAUUUAUUUAUGUCUGGACAUUUGCAUGUCUAGUUUGUGUUUGGUUUUAUUUUGUUUUUGUCUCUCCUUUCAGAAGUAGCUCCCAAAGCUCAGCCUAAUUUCAUAGCUGCUGCUUUGUGCAAUACAGUGCGAAUAGGAGACUGCAAGUCGUGGGGGUGAGGGAGUUGUGCUGGGAGACUUUCUACUGCCUGGUGUUAGGAUCCAUCCUUUUUGUUGCCCAAAAGCACACUUCUGAAACUGCUUCAUGCCGGGAUAUUAGUUGAAUUGCAUGCAGCAGCAGAAGAAAACUGGAUUAGACUUUCCAAAUAAGUGUAUUAGAAAGGAGAUGGCCUUUCUUUCACUGUUAGCUGUAUAAGAUUGGAGAAGGUAAGCAGCACUUCCCUAACAGAUUCAGAGGCACGUGGCUGUAUGGAAGGUGCUGUUUUUCACCUGCUAUUCUAGUUCUUAGGUGAAAAAAAAAAGAAAGCCAAAGCUACUUUCAGAUCAUCCCUAAUUUUUCACUGCUCUGGAGUGUUGGCAUUUGGGUUUCCACUCUGAGGAAUGGAGAAACUCAGAUUUUUUAGAUACCUGAGAUCUGACAGAUGGUCAAUGUAUUUGCAAUCAGGAGGGAGACACAGAGCAAAGAUUUGAUUCUUGUUCUGCAUGUGAUGUGCAACUGAAUAAUUUAAAAGCUUUUCUUUCAGAACAAAUAUCUUUGGGACUACAGUAGAAACCACAGUCCUUUUUUUCCUAGAAAGCAGUGGCUUUCAACGCAUAAAGAAGGGGGAGGCCCCUUGUCUUCCUAACAGGGACAGGAAAUGCUUUCUUAUUGGAAACAGCACUUUUCUCUUUUUCUUGGUCCAUUGUGGUAGAGCAAAACAGACUUCCUGGUAGAUCAGGAGAGAGGGGUUACCAGAAGUUUUUUAAAAAGGAAAAGGGGCCUUUUGGGUCUCUUGGGGGGCAGCUGUCCCACUCUUUGACCUUGUGGCUUUGCUCAGACUUCAGCCUUGUAGCUUCAUUGUUCUCCAGGAAAUUCACUGUUUGUACUAAUGAAUGUUUUUGAAUCUGUGUUCUGCAGUAGGUCAUGUUAUAUCUUCGUCUCCCUAGACUCCUAAUGAGGGUAAUGAUGUUAUUUCUCCUCAGCACCGAUCAGCAGUCAGUACCCCUGCACAAAGCUGUGCCUGCCAAGUAGGCUGUCCUGAGAGCUGUUUGUCUCCAGAAUGGCAUGUUAUGAGAGUCUCAGGUCUCCAAGGCUCAGGCUGGGUAGACUCUGCUGUGCUGUGAGUUGGGAGGAGGAAAAAGCAUUGUGUGAAGCACGCAGGGAAUCUUGCACAGAUAGUGGCUUCCAUUACUGAUACACAUUGUCAUCUUGGUCACUCUCUGCAGUGAGAGCUUUAAACAAUCCAUGUCAAGUGCACUUUUAGCAUUUGAGGUGAGAACUGGGCAAUGGUCCCCCACAGAUCCGCGGUGUUUAUUCCUAUAAUGGUGGUGGUGCUUCACACAGAUAUGGAAAGUGUUUGGAGCUCCACUGUUCAGCAGGGACUUGCUGCAAGUGGAUGAGUCUGAUCUCACCUGGUGAGGUGCUCAUGCUCCUAUCAGACUUGCUGCCCUUGCUCAGAGCAUCUGCCUGUACCCAGCACGCACUGAAGCUGUAUGCACUCGUGGGCAGGCUUUGGGCACUGCUUGCACUAGGCAGGCUGCAUUCACUCAGAAAGUGUCACUGGGGUUUGACUGCUGCACUUGAGGAGCUGGACUCUGUCAGAAUCAUGUCAAGAUUGAGUUGGGCAGGAAUGGGGUGUAGUGAGAUUAACUGGACCCCAGGUAUCUGCACUCUUCUGUGUUUAACUGGUUUCUUUAUGAUGGAGGAUAGUGUCUGCAUGGCUGCUUCAAUUCUUCUGUUGCAGGAUGCUUGGGGGGGAGUUGCUGUGGUUUGCUUUCUGCAGCCAAGGGUGGGGGAGAAAUGGGUGAGCUGGUACAGGGGUGUGUUGCUAUAUGGAAGCAACAGGUGUGUGCUUACGUUUGGUGUGGUGACACGGGGAGGAGCUGUGUGUGUGUUGUGUGAGCGAGGGAUCUGUCUAUCUCCAAGCUCAGUAUGGCUUUAACAAGACCACUAGAGAGCUCAAUGCAACUUGAACUGAUAAAGGCAUCUCUGUAGAUUUGAGGAGGGAAAGGACUGUUUAGAAAGAUCUGACAUGAUGUCCCAGGUAUUUUGGGCAAAGAAAGGUGGAACAGCAGAACUGCCUACUGUAUUGCUCAGUGAAGUGUCAGUCUCAUGAAAGUCUGCUAUGGAAAACAACGGACAGCUUAGCCCAGCUGGUUCAACCCCUGUGUUUCUCCUCCAUUUAUGACUGAAGAUGACACUGAACAUAAUCAGGAUGUUUAGUUUAUCGCAUCUCUUCUAUUUCUCCUGCAUAAAUUCCCCAUCUUAUGUCUCGGUAGUUGACUUUCCACAGCAAUGGUUGUGACAGCCCUGCACGAGGCUCACACAGAGCCACUGGAGAGCAGAACGUGGCCUUUGCCUUCUGUUUGUACUGAGCGAGAUGCAGAAGCAGGAUUACCAAGGAAUGUGCUCGUUCUUUUCUCAGCGGAUGCCUCAGCUGCUAAAGCUAAACGGACACCAGCAGUGCACAAAGCAGGAGGAAAGCAAAGGAGGAGCAGCAGUGCUGGGAAGCGUUUUCCAUAUGGCUGCUCUUAAAUAAUUCCAUUCCUGCAUCCUUAAGCAUGGAGCAAGUAAGGCUGCGGUUGUGCUUGUGGGAAGAAAGGUCAGCGUGGCCUUUUGGUCUGCCCCCCAGCAGUGCAGUUCCAUGCAGACAGCCGAGCACAUGCCUUCCUCUGUGUGCACUUAGUGGUCACAUCUGUGAGCUGUGCUGCAUUGUCAGAUUACAUGGGGUUCUUUAAUCCCCCCCCCCCCGUCCCUUUUGGCAAAAUAGGGCUAUGAAGAAGCAUGCGUAAGCAGAUGGUCAGCAUGCAGGCAAGCUCUCUAAUUAACAUGAGCCAGGUCAAAAUGUAGAUUUGAUUUCAAUUCAUUCUUGCCGCAAAUAAUUUUAUCACAAAAUAAACAACGUAGGAUUUUAUUUCUGUUGCCAGUGUCCUUUGUGUGUUCUGUUGCCUCUGUCCCUUUUAUUUACUACCAGCCUCUUGUGGAAUUAAGAAGAUUGUAAAAUUUAUCAGAGCAACAAUAUAUUUAAGAAGAAAUAUGUAAGCAUGUGUGCAGCAAUAAAGUAGUAUAUUUCACUACA
Messenger RNA from Coturnix japonica (Japanese quail), 4998 nucleotides. It is a transcript of the gene ABTB1, whose product is annotated as ankyrin repeat and BTB domain containing 1. Gene Ontology annotation, cellular component: cytoplasm; ubiquitin ligase complex. NCBI's taxonomy places the organism in Eukaryota, Metazoa, Chordata, Aves, Galliformes, Phasianidae. The record is from RefSeq and is a predicted model, not a curated record. Gene Ontology annotation, molecular function: protein binding.